AUGUCGGGCGGCGCGCUCAACUUUGUCACGUUCAAUCAGGACCACAGCUGCCUUGCGGUUGGCACAUCCAAAGGCUUCCGCAUCUACCAUAGCGACCCCUUCUCCAAGGUCUUCAAUAGCAGCGAUGGCAAUGUCUCCAUCAUCGAGAUGCUCUUUUCGACCUCGCUGGUAGCCCUGAUCCUCUCUCCGAGACAUCUGAUAAUCCAGAACACGAAGAGAGGCUCGGUUAUCUGCGAGCUCACCUUCCCGUCUGCUGUCCUCGCUGUGCGGCUGAACCGCAAGAGACUUGCGGUAGUGCUCGAGGAAGAGAUAUACCUCUACGACAUUGCGAACAUGAGCCUGCUCUACACCAUCGCAACAUCGCCGAACCCGACUGCGAUCUGCGCUCUAUCGCCGUCCUCAGAGAAUUGCUUCAUUGCAUAUCCCCUGCCUAAGCCGCGCGAGGACCAGAACGAACGGCGCCCCGCUCAUGCCCCCCCUCUCUCCAUGUUCGUGCCGCCAACGUCUGGCGAGGUGCUCAUCUUCGACACGGUCACUCUCAAGGCGGUCAACGUCAUCGAAGCACACCGCUCGCCCCUGUGUUGCAUAGCGCUGAAUAGCGAUGGCACGCUUCUGGCCACGGCCUCCGAGACGGGCACUAUUAUCCGCGUCUUUUCGGUCCCCCGCGGCCAGAAGCUCUUCCAGUUCCGCCGCGGUACUUACCCUUCGACCAUAUACAGCAUGUCUUUCAACCUCAGCUCGACUCUGCUGUGCGUGUCGUCUACCUCGGAUACUGUGCAUAUCUUCCGCCUGGUUAAUGGCCAGGCGCCUGGCACUCCGGCCACGGCAGAGGCCGAGGGUCCUGGAUCCCCUCGCACGAACCGCUGGUCGCGGUCCCGCAGCGUCGACAGUAUAGAGAACUCGCCGAGCAGCAAUGCCGGUUCGCCCCGCAGCGACGCGGCUGAUUACCAGGGCGCCGGCGGAUCAGGGACCCCUGGGGGUAGCUCUACAGCAGCGAACAGAAGGCAGAGCGGAACUUUCAGCAGCAUGCUCCGGCGGUCGUCGCAGAUAAUGGGCCGCAGCGUCGCAGGAGUCGUUGGCUCAUACCUGCCACAGUCUGUCACAGAGAUGUGGGAGCCCCAACGAGACUUUGCCAACAUCAAGAUCCCAAAGUCAGCCAAUGCCGCUACGCAAACUCCUAGAGGCGGCCUGGGAGGAGGUACCGGCCCUCUCCGAAGCGUGGUCGCCAUGAGCAGCAGCUCCCCACAGGUCAUGGUGGUAACGAGCGACGGUGGAUUCUACGUUUUCAAUAUCGACAUGGAGAAAGGGGGCGAGGGAUAUCUGGUGAAGCAAUUUUCGGUGCUGGAUGGAGAUGACAAGUUGGAUGCCUCUGCAGACGGCCCUUAG
This is a messenger RNA of Lasiosphaeria miniovina, 1386 nucleotides long. Its product is annotated as protein-vacuolar targeting protein Atg18. Gene Ontology annotation, biological process: protein lipidation; protein localization to phagophore assembly site; nucleophagy. Gene Ontology annotation, cellular component: extrinsic component of membrane; fungal-type vacuole membrane; cytosol. The coding region runs from base 1 to 1386 and encodes 461 amino acids. The record is from RefSeq and is a predicted model, not a curated record. Gene Ontology annotation, molecular function: protein binding; phosphatidylinositol-3,5-bisphosphate binding; phosphatidylinositol-3-phosphate binding. Lineage: Eukaryota; Fungi; Ascomycota; Sordariomycetes; Sordariales; Lasiosphaeriaceae. The transcript has 3 exons.